Hyaloscypha bicolor E is the source of this 492-nucleotide messenger RNA. RefSeq lists its product as uncharacterized. The transcript is spliced from 2 exons. The record is from RefSeq and is a predicted model, not a curated record. Lineage: Eukaryota; Fungi; Ascomycota; Leotiomycetes; Helotiales; Hyaloscyphaceae. The coding region runs from base 68 to 463 and encodes 131 amino acids.
AGGCCCCAGGCUCUUCAUCGCUCUCGUACCAGUAAGGAUGAAAUAGUAGUACCAUGCAUUAUGCCGAAUGGCAAAAAGAUCUUCUUGGUUAAUACUCCGGGAUUCGAUAAUACCUACCGGUCCGAUACGGACAUCCUUCGAGAGAUCGCAGACUGGCUCGCUCAAGCCCAUCAGUUCCGGGUCAGGUUUACUGGCAUUAUCUACCUGCACCGAAUUAUCGACGUUCGCAUUGGGCAUAAAGAACUUGCGCAUGUCCCACAAGCUCUGUGGUGAGCAGGGCCUUGGGAGCGUAGUUCUUGCGACUACAAUGUGGAGUCUCUGCCUGGCUGCCGAUGCAAGUAGACGAGAGGAUCAGCUCGUCUACCAGAACGACCUCUGGAUAUUCCUCGUCGGCUGCGGCCCGCGUGUUCCGGCAAGGCGAUGGUGCAGUCUCCGGGCAGAAGAUCAUAGACCAUCUCAUUAACAGAGCGCAGCCUGUAACGCUAGACAUCC